Molecule: messenger RNA, 3244 nt
Organism: Pongo pygmaeus (Bornean orangutan)
Lineage: Eukaryota; Metazoa; Chordata; Mammalia; Primates; Hominidae
Gene: GFPT1
Product: glutamine--fructose-6-phosphate transaminase 1
Exons: 20
Coding region: 206-2335 (709 amino acids)
Biological process (GO): protein N-linked glycosylation; carbohydrate derivative biosynthetic process; fructose 6-phosphate metabolic process
Molecular function (GO): carbohydrate derivative binding; L-glutamine:D-fructose-6-phosphate transaminase (isomerizing) activity
Source: RefSeq, a predicted model, not a curated record
CCGAGGGGCGGGGCCCGGCGGCGGUUGCUGGCGGAGCCCGGGAGGCGGAGAAGGCUCUCGUUGCCUUGGCCGUCGCAUCCCCGAGGGAGUCGUGUCGGCGCCACCCCGGUCCCCGAGCCCGCAGAUUGCCCACCGAAGCUCGUGUGUGCACCCCCGAUCCCGCCAGCCACUCGCCUCUGGCCUCGCGGGCCGUGUCUCCGGCAUCAUGUGUGAGAUGACUAAAAUAAGAGAGUUGCCUUCAAGGAAUUGCUGCCUGAUCAGAGGAAAGAAAAUGAAUGCACAUGCAACAGCUUCAGGUAUAUUUGCUUACUUAAACUACCAUGUUCCUCGAACGAGACGAGAAAUCCUAGAGACCCUAAUCAAAGGCCUUCAGAGACUGGAGUACAGAGGAUAUGAUUCUGCUGGUGUGGGAUUUGAUGGAGGCAAUGAUAAAGAUUGGGAAGCCAAUGCCUGCAAAAUCCAGCUUAUUAAGAAGAAAGGAAAAGUUAAGGCACUGGAUGAAGAAGUUCACAAACAACAAGAUAUGGAUUUGGAUAUAGAAUUUGAUGUACACCUUGGAAUAGCUCAUACCCGUUGGGCAACACAUGGAGAACCCAGUCCUGUCAAUAGCCACCCCCAGCGCUCUGAUAAAAAUAAUGAAUUUAUCGUUAUUCACAAUGGAAUCAUCACCAACUACAAAGACUUGAAAAAGUUUUUGGAAAGCAAAGGCUAUGACUUCGAAUCUGAAACAGACACAGAGACAAUUGCCAAGCUUGUUAAGUAUAUGUAUGACAAUCGGGAAAGUCAAGAUACCAGCUUUACUACCUUGGUGGAGAGAGUUAUCCAACAAUUGGAAGGUGCUUUUGCACUCGUAUUUAAAAGUGUUCAUUUUCCUGGGCAAGCAGUUGGCACAAGGCGAGGUAGCCCUCUGUUGAUUGGUGUACGGAGUGAACAUAAACUUUCUACUGAUCACAUUCCUAUACUCUACAGAACAGGCAAAGACAAGAAAGGAAGCUGCAAUCUCUCUCGUGUGGACAGCACAACCUGCCUUUUCCCGGUGGAAGAAAAAGCAGUGGAAUAUUACUUUGCUUCUGAUGCAAGUGCUGUCAUAGAACACACCAAUCGCGUCAUCUUUCUAGAAGAUGAUGAUGUUGCAGCAGUAGUGGAUGGACGUCUUUCUAUCCAUCGAAUUAAACGAACUGCAGGAGAUCACCCCGGACGAGCUGUGCAAACACUCCAGAUGGAACUCCAGCAGAUCAUGAAGGGCAACUUCAGUUCAUUUAUGCAGAAGGAAAUAUUUGAGCAGCCAGAGUCUGUCGUGAACACAAUGAGAGGAAGAGUCAACUUUGAUGACUAUACUGUGAAUUUGGGUGGUUUGAAGGAUCACAUAAAGGAGAUCCAGAGAUGCCGGCGUUUAAUUCUUAUUGCUUGUGGAACAAGUUACCAUGCUGGUGUAGCAACACGUCAAGUUCUUGAGGAGCUGACUGAGUUGCCUGUGAUGGUGGAACUAGCAAGUGACUUCCUGGACAGAAACACACCAGUCUUUCGAGAUGAUGUUUGCUUUUUCCUUAGUCAAUCAGGUGAGACAGCAGAUACUUUGAUGGGUCUUCGGUACUGUAAGGAGAGAGGAGCUUUAACUGUGGGGAUCACAAACACAGUUGGCAGUUCCAUAUCACGGGAGACAGAUUGUGGAGUUCAUAUUAAUGCUGGUCCUGAGAUUGGUGUGGCCAGUACAAAGGCUUAUACCAGCCAGUUUGUAUCCCUUGUGAUGUUCGCCCUUAUGAUGUGUGAUGAUCGGAUCUCCAUGCAAGAAAGACGCAAAGAGAUCAUGCUUGGAUUGAAACGGCUGCCUGAUAUGAUUAAGGAAGUACUGAGCAUGGAUGACGAAAUUCAGAAACUAGCAACAGAACUUUAUCAUCAGAAGUCAGUUCUGAUAAUGGGACGAGGCUAUCAUUAUGCUACUUGUCUUGAAGGGGCGCUGAAAAUCAAAGAAAUUACUUACAUGCACUCUGAAGGCAUCCUUGCUGGUGAAUUGAAACAUGGGCCUCUGGCUUUGGUGGAUAAAUUGAUGCCUGUGAUCAUGAUCAUCAUGAGAGAUCACACUUAUGCUAAGUGUCAGAAUGCUCUUCAGCAAGUGGUUGCUCGGCAGGGGCGGCCUGUGGUAAUUUGUGAUAAGGAGGAUACUGAGACCAUUAAGAACACAAAAAGAACAAUCAAGGUGCCCCACUCGGUGGACUGCUUGCAGGGCAUUCUCAGCGUGAUCCCUUUACAGUUGCUGGCUUUCCACCUUGCUGUGCUGAGAGGCUAUGAUGUUGAUUUCCCACGGAAUCUUGCCAAAUCUGUGACUGUAGAGUGAAGAAUGUCUAUACAAAAUGUACGAAACUGUACGAUUAAGCAACACAAGACACCUUUUGUAUUUAAAACCUUGAUUUAAAAUAUCACCCCUUGAAGCCUUUUUUUAGUAAAUCCUUAUUUAUAUAUCAGUUAUAAUUAUUCCACUCAAUAUGUGAUUUUUGUGAAGUUACCUCUUAUAUUUUCCCAGUAAUUUGCGGAGGACUUUGAAUAAUUUAAUCUAUAUUGGAAUCUGUAUCAGAAAGAUUCUAGCUAUUAUUUUCUUUAAAGAAUGCUGCGUGUUGCAUUUCUGGACCCUCCACUUCAAUCUGAGAAGACAAUAUGUUUCUAAAAAUUGGUACUUGUUUCACCAUACUUCAUUCCGACCAGUGAAAGAGUGGUGCAUUUAAUUGGAGUAUCUAAAGCCAGUGGCAGUGUAUGCUCAUACUUGGACAGUUAGGGAAAGUUUGCCAAGUUUUAAGAGAAGAUACGAUUUAUUUUGAAAUUUGUUUCUGUUUUGUUUUUAAAUCAAACUGUAAAACUUAAAACUGAAAUUUUAUUGGUAGGAUUUAUAUCUAAGUUUGGUUAGCCUUAGUUUCUCAGACUUGUCUAUUAUCUGUAGGUGGAAGAAAUUUAGGAAGCAAAAUAUUACAGUAGUGCAUUGGUGGGUCUCAAUCCUUAACAUAUUUGCACAAUUUUAUAGCACAAACUUUAAAUUUGAGCUGCUUUGGACAACUGACAAUAUGACUUUAAAUUUGAAGAUGGGAUGUGUACAUGUUGGGUAUCCUACUUCUUUGUGUUUUCAUCUCCUAAAAGUGGUUUUUAUUUCCUUGUAUCUGUAGUCUUUUAUUUUUUAAAUGACUGCUGAAUGACAUAUUUUAUCUUGUUCUUUAAAAUCACAACACAGAGCUGCUAUUAAAUUAAUAUUGAUAUA